AUGAUAAGUGCUGUUGGCCCUAAUGGCCUCUACAACGUCACCGGGUGGGAUAGGCGAGCUAAACUACUCAAGCCUGGUGUUGAGAGCCCACUUAAGGGCUCAGUAUACGCGCGUCCUAAGGGCGCCUCCUGUGAGGCGAACCUCGGCUUAGGACGCCGUCGUCGACUCGAGGGAGGAAUGACGUGUGCAUUCAACGUCGCACGCCUAGGCGUCGACGAGACAGUAAGAAUGAGGGACCUCGACCCCGCCGGCGGGGUCGCCAAGAUGAGAACCAUCGAAGAAAUAAAAGAAGUAACGCAAGCAACGAAUGAUGCAAUUAAAAAAGCAAUUUCAAGUGGAAACUCUUUGGUGCAGAAGUUCUACGAUAAUGCUGUGGUGUUUAUCACUGGUGGGUCAGGAUUUGUAGGCAAACACAUGAUUGAGAAAAUCUUCAGAUCAACAAAUGUUCGAAAAAUCUACAUGUUGUUGCGAGUUAAGAAGGGAAAAACUGUUCAAGACAGACUUAAAGUAGUUUUGGAAGAUCCGCUUUUCGAAGAACUUCUUAAAGAACAACCAGAUUUUGUUAACAAACUCGAGAUUGUAGAAGGUGAUUCUAGCAAAGAUAACCUCGGUAUAGAUGAGAAUAGUUGGGCGAGGCUGACUGGCGAGGUCAACAUAAUAUUUCACGCUGCGGCGUCGAUAAAUUUUCGCGAAUCUCUAAAAUUGGCGACUUUUACAAACAUUAAGGGAACCAGAGAGGUGAUAGAAUUAGCUAAAGCUUGCAAACACUUAAAAUCGGUCGUCCACGUGUCCACAGCGUACACACACGCCACAAGAGGUCAUUUCAAAGGGGAUGUAAAAGAAGAUUUCUACGAGAGUCCAAUACCUCCUCAAACAAUGAUACAACUCGCUGAAAAUGUGGAUGAUGAUAAGCUGGAUGCCAUGUUCGAACCGUUUAUGUCAGAAAGGCCGAACUCUUAUGCAAUCACAAAAGCAGUUGCUGAGGAACUCGUUAAGGUCAUGGGAGAAGGUUUGCCUAUUUGCAUCGUUCGACCAGCGAUCGUGAUAUCUGCGUACAGGGAACCAACUCUCGGAUGGGUUGACGUUAAUAAUACGUUUGGAGGGAGCGGGAUAAUUCUUGGACUUUCACUAGGCGUUAUGCAUACUUUAUACGCUGAUAAUAUAAAGAUCGACUUGGUUCCCACGGAUAUCGUGAGCAAUACUAUAAUAACUGCAGCGGUGGAGACACACGACAGAUAUAUUAGAGGAAUUCUAAAGCCUAUUAUUUAUACAGUUAGUGGCAACAGAAAUCCACUGAAUUUCUCCGAACUUUGUGAUAUUGUUAAUAAUGAAGCAAGAAUUCUGGCACCAACAAAAGCAUUAUGGUAUUGCACCGCAAUUAUUACCCCAUACAAGUUUUUCCAUUUACUGAUGACAGUGAUAUAUCAUUACAUUCCUGCGAUUGUAGUUGAUGGGUGUUGUUUGUUACUUGGAAAAAAAGCAAGGUUGUUGAAGGUUUACAGAUUGGUGCAAUCCCUAACGUCAGUUUUUUCGUUUUACCUAAACAACGAAUGGAACUUCCACGACGAGAACACGCUGAGUCUCCACAACAACUUAUCGGAAACGGACAAAGUGAUCUACAAUUGUGAUAUGGCAUCUGUUCACAUGAAAGAAUUAGUUUUAAUAUGGUCCUAUGGAGUUGUGAAAUUUAUCGCAAAAGACGAUAUGAAAAACAGAAAUUACGCUUUAAGGAAACAGUUGGUGCUGAGAAUCGUCCAUUACAUAGUAUUCCCAUUGUACUUGUUCGGGUUAUUUAAACUAACUUCUGCUGUUAUCACGUUUACAUAUUUUGUUAUCGUUAUGUUUUAUACGAUGAGGAUUAUCGAAGAAAUACAAGAAGAAGCGCGAUCAACGAAUGAUGCAAUCAAAAAAGCAAUUUCAAGUGGAAACUCUUCGGUGCAGAAGUUUUACGAGAAUGCUGUAGUUUUUAUAACUGGAGGGUCGGGAUUUGUUGGGAAACACAUGAUCGAGAAAAUCUUUAGCAGAGUUAAGGGCGACGUCAAACCGGACGCGGAGGGCAUACGUUCGCUGUCGCAGGCGAAACGGCCUCAAAGUGAACUUAGCAGCUUCGCAGCUGUGGGCCGCAUAUCGCCAGUUGAAAAAGUAGUUACAAAAGGCGAUAUGUUGUACCAAACAGAGAGCAAGGGAGCAGCUUCUAAUGGGCCUGAACAGGAACCCGUGGGGGCGCGUACCUUUCGUGGUUUGCAAGGGAAGCUACGGACACACGGAGCUCCUAUUACGGAAUCGCUACCGCCAGAUCUUCUUCUGCGACUGGUCGGGGAACUAUUUCCUCACCCAGCAUGUGCGCUUGCCCCACCAAAUAUGGCCAUUCGCUCCGUGACGGUUAACAAUGUUAUUAUGGUUAAUGUAACAUAUCACGGAGUAAGAGAUGAAGAUGACCUUGGAUCGAUUGAGGGCCAGAACCGGGUCCAGACGGAGUUCUAG
Messenger RNA from Vanessa atalanta (red admiral), 2484 nucleotides. Its product is annotated as fatty acyl-CoA reductase wat-like. Gene Ontology annotation, molecular function: alcohol-forming very long-chain fatty acyl-CoA reductase (NADP+) activity. The transcript has 13 exons. Gene Ontology annotation, cellular component: peroxisome. NCBI's taxonomy places the organism in Eukaryota, Metazoa, Arthropoda, Insecta, Lepidoptera, Nymphalidae. The record is from RefSeq and is a predicted model, not a curated record. Gene Ontology annotation, biological process: long-chain fatty-acyl-CoA metabolic process. Bases 1 to 2484 code for a protein of 827 amino acids.